Molecule: messenger RNA, 2177 nt
Organism: Ictidomys tridecemlineatus (thirteen-lined ground squirrel)
Lineage: Eukaryota; Metazoa; Chordata; Mammalia; Rodentia; Sciuridae
Gene: Faf1
Product: Fas associated factor 1
Biological process (GO): ERAD pathway
Cellular component (GO): nucleus; endoplasmic reticulum
Molecular function (GO): NF-kappaB binding; ubiquitin binding
Source: RefSeq, a predicted model, not a curated record
AGGUGCGCGCUUCGCUCCCGGAGCCGCGGUACUCUGCGGCCGCCAUGGCGUCCAACAUGGACCGGGAGAUGAUCCUGGCGGAUUUUCAGGCAUGUACUGGCAUUGAAAACAUUGAUGAAGCUAUUACAUUGCUUGAACAAAAUAAUUGGGACUUAGUGGCAGCUAUCAAUGGUGUAAUACCCCAGGAAAAUGGCAUUCUACAAAGUGAUUAUGGAGGUGAGACCAUACCAGGCCCUGCAUUUGAUCCAGCAAGUCACCCAGCUCCAGCUACUACUCCCUCCUCUUCUUCAGCGUUUCGACCUGUGAUGCCAUCUAGGCAGAUUGUAGAAAGGCAACCUCGUAUGCUGGAUUUCAGAGUUGAGUACAGAGACAGAAAUGUUGAUGUGGUACUUGAAGACAGCUGUACUGUUGGAGAAAUUAAACAGAUUCUAGAAAAUGAACUUCAGAUUCCUGUGUCUAAAAUGCUGUUAAAAGGCUGGAAAACUGGAGAUGUGGAGGACAGUACGGUCUUAAAAUCCCUACACUUGCCAAAAAACAACAGCCUUUAUGUCCUUACACCAGAUUUGCCACCACCUUCAUCAUCUAGUCAUGCUGGUGCCCUGCAGGAGUCAUUAAAUCAAAACUUCAUGCUGAUCAUCACCCACCGAGAAGUCCAGCGGGAGUACAACCUGAACUUCUCAGGAAGCAGUACCAUUCAGGAGGUAAAGAGAAAUGUGUAUGACCUUACAAGUAUACCCGUUCGACAUCAGUUAUGGGAGGGCUGGCCACCCUCUGCUACAGAUGACUCAAUGUGUCUUGCUGAAUCAGGGAUCUCUUAUCCCUGCCACCGACUUACUGUGGGAAGAAGAUCUUCACCUGCACAGACUCGGGAGCAGUCAGAAGAACAAAGCACCGAUGUUCAUAUGGUUAGUGAUAGCGAUGGAGAUGACUUUGAAGAUGCUACAGAAUUUGGGGUUGAUGAUGGAGAAGUAUUCGGCAUGGCGUCAUCUGCUCUGAGAAAAUCUCCAAUGAUGCCAGAAAACGCAGAAAAUGAAGGAGAUGCCUUAUUACAAUUUACAGCAGAGUUUUCUUCAAGAUAUGGUGACUGCCAUCCUGUAUUUUUUAUUGGCUCAUUAGAAGCUGCUUUUCAAGAGGCCUUCUAUGUGAAAGCCCGAGAUAGAAAGCUUCUUGCUAUCUACCUCCACCAUGAUGAAAGUGUACUAACCAACGUGUUCUGCUCACAAAUGCUUUGUGCUGAAUCCAUUGUUUCUUAUCUGAGUCAAAAUUUUAUAACCUGGGCUUGGGAUCUGACAAAGGACGCCAACAGAGCAAGGUUUCUGACAAUGUGUAACAGACACUUUGGCAGUGUUGUUGCACAAACCAUUCGGACUCAAAAAACAGAUCAAUUUCCACUUUUCCUGAUUAUUAUGGGAAAGCGAUCAUCUAAUGAAGUAUUAAACGUGAUACAAGGUAACACAACAGUGGAUGAGUUAAUGAUGAGACUCAUGGCUGCAAUGGAGAUCUUCUCAGCACAACAACAGGAAGAUAUAAAGGAUGAGGAUGAACGUGAAGCCAGAGAAAAUGUGAAGAGAGAGCAAGAUGAGGCCUAUCGCCUUUCACUUGAGGCUGACAGAGCAAAGAGGGAAGCUCAUGAGAGAGAGAUGGCAGAACAGUUUCGUUUGGAGCAGAUUCGCAAAGAGCAAGAAGAGGAACGUGAGGCCAUCAGACUCUCCUUAGAGCAAGCCCUGCCUCCAGAACCAAAGGAAGAAAAUGCUGAGCCUGUGAGCAAACUGCGGAUCCGUACCCCCAGUGGCGAGUUCCUAGAGCGGCGUUUCCUGGCCAGCAAUAAGCUCCAGAUUGUCUUUGAUUUCGUUGCUUCUAAAGGAUUUCCAUGGGAUGAAUUCAAGUUACUGAGCACCUUUCCUAGGAGAGAUGUAACUCAGCUGGACCCCAAUAAAUCACUAUUGGAGGUAAAAUUGUUCCCUCAAGAAACCCUUUUCCUUGAAGCAAAAGAGUAAACACAGCUCAGCGGUGGAACCAGCCUUUCCUUGACAAGCCAGAGGCCUGUGUCAAGAGAUGGGCUCCUCACCAACCCACCCACACGCUCGUCUCACUCAAUUCAAUGUCACACUUCUGCCUCUUGCAAGAUUGCUGGAAAAAAAAAAGUAAUAAUAAACAUAGCUACUUAAAAUUUCCCA